This is a messenger RNA of Dendrobium catenatum, 1263 nucleotides long. RefSeq names its product zinc finger matrin-type protein 2. The transcript is spliced from 11 exons. The coding region runs from base 241 to 855 and encodes 204 amino acids. Gene Ontology annotation, cellular component: U4/U6 x U5 tri-snRNP complex; spliceosomal complex. Gene Ontology annotation, molecular function: zinc ion binding; nucleic acid binding. NCBI's taxonomy places the organism in Eukaryota, Viridiplantae, Streptophyta, Magnoliopsida, Asparagales, Orchidaceae. Gene Ontology annotation, biological process: mRNA splicing, via spliceosome. The record is from RefSeq and is a predicted model, not a curated record.
CGUCGUUGCUGUUCGGCUUCGUUGCUUAGAAGUGGUGAUUGCACGAAUCACUUAUUCGGCUCCUUCAUUGUUGUUCGACUUCGCUCCUUCGACGACGUUCCCUUCAUGUCGGAUCAGAACUUACUAUAUUUUGAUAUGAAGCAAUGACGCGAGCUUAGGUCGCGUGUUGACGGGAGCUUGCUCUUGCUCGUUGCCAAGCAUAGAAGGGUGAUCUGGUGAGAAAUAUAGAGGAACUUUACAAUGGCUCAGUCGGGAAGCAAUCCCGUCGGUGUUGACAACACUUUUAGAAGAAAAUUCAACAGAGAAGAAUAUUUGGAACGAGCUCGUGAAAGAGAGCAACAGGAAGAGGAGGCUCGAAAUAAGCCUAAAGGAAAAGCUCCUCCAGUCCAACGAAAGCCUUUAAAACACCGAGAUUAUGAGGUUGACCUUGAGUCACGGCUUGGGAAGACUCAGGUUGUUACUCCAAUUGCACCAUUAAGUCAGCAGGCUGGUUACUACUGUUCAGUUUGUGAGUGUGUGGUGAAGGAUUCAGCUAACUACUUGGACCAUAUUAAUGGAAAGAAACAUCAGAGGGCUUUGGGUAUGUCAAUGAGAGUGGAGCGUGCAUCUCUUCAACAGGUGCAAGAUCGGUUUGAUAAGCUUAAGAAGCAGAAAGUAGCUGGUAGCUUUUCUGAGCAAGAUCUGGAUGAUAGGAUAAUGAAACAGCAGCAGGAGGAAGAAGAGCGCAAGCGGCAACGUCGAGAGCGGAAGAAAGAAAAGAAGAAGGAGAAGGCUCCUGAGGAAGAGCCUGAGAUUGAUCCAGAUGUGGCAGCCAUGAUGGGAUUUGGAGGUUUCCGAUCAUCGUCGAAGAAAUGAUAUGAUCUUGGAACCAAUUUAUUGUAGAUAUUUCUCCAUCUCCUGCAACUCAAGCUCAAACCCAGCAUAGAAGUUCUAGGAAGAGAAGAGAAAAAAAUCAUUUUUGAAUGGCUCUUCAGAUUGAUCUUAUAGUGUUAAGAAAGCCAAUGCAUUUCUGUUCCUGAUGAUAUUCAGUGGUCGCUUUGCCUUCACAAACAUGGUUUACAAAGCAUCAGAAUUUUGUCUGUUUGGUGGUGCCAAUUAGGAAGGUUUGUCUGUAUGGUUAUAUUUAUUGUGUGCGAUCUUUGUUCUAAAUACUGAUUACUUUGUUUCAUGUCAUUAUUCUUAAAAAACGAAAGAACAUAUUCUGAUUAAAACUUUAUUGUGAUAGUUUUAUAGCCACUAAUUAAUGUUAUAAUUUUUCGAUAA